UUGAUAUUACAGUUCACCUUAUACAACAAUCCUGAGACGCGCUUGGCUGGUCAACCUGGCGUGAAUGGAGUUGCAACAGCGAGAGGUCUAGCCCUGCUUUUUCAGCUUACCACAGACGGAACGCUCCUUUCAGCAGAAGGCAGAAAGAUGAUUUCCGAACCUGUGUUUCCAAACGUAUAUGACCACUCUAUUGGCGAAGAGCAAAAUAAAGGGCACGGAUUUAUAUACACUCGAAGUCCUACGGGCUCAUGGCAAUAUGGCCACAUGGGUAUUGGUGGUCAGGUAAUCCGUUGCGAUCCAGACAACGGUCUUGUAUUAUGCUAUCUUACGAACGCUAUGAAAGCCGGAAUCAACGAGCAUACUUUCACCUACAAUCGAUUACAGAAGAAAGUAUAUGAAUUAAUUAAACAACAGAAUCUCUAA
Cooperia oncophora is the source of this 423-nucleotide messenger RNA. The record is from the annotation of a GenBank genome assembly. Lineage: Eukaryota; Metazoa; Nematoda; Chromadorea; Rhabditida; Trichostrongylidae.